CCUCAUCGUAGGGGCGGAGUCUUUUUCCCUUCCAUUUCAAUGAAUAAAGCGAAAAUAGGGCCACCCCGAACUUUCAAAAUUUGAACCAAGCGUGUCCUGCAGAGCUUCGAUUUGCGGGUCAUCUUCGUGAAAAAUCAAAGAAUGUUGUUGGUCUGCUCAUUCUUUCUCGCGGAUCUACUCGCCUGGUACAAUCUCGUACCUAUCGCCAUCUAUUGUUGAUUCAAGUUUAGUUCUGACAGUUGAGAGAUGGGGCGGAUUGCUUGGAACCACUGAAGAAUUCUCUGCGUGUUCGAUGGAGUUCACGGAAGGCUAUAAGCAGACUGGCCCUUGCUGCUUCUCGCCCAAUGCUCGGUUUCUUGCCGUCGCCGUCGAUUACCGCCUCGUGAUCCGCGAUGUUCUGUCGCUCAAGGUUGUGCAGUUAUUCUCGUGCUUGGAUAAGAUAACCUAUAUUGAAUGGGCACAAGAUUCUGAAUACAUACUCUGUGGCCUCCAUAAGAGACCAUUGAUACAGGCUUGGUCAUUGACGCAGCCUGACUGGACAUGCAAAAUAGAUGAGGGUGCUGCUGGUAUUGCUUAUGCAAGGUGGAGCCCCGACAGCCGCCACAUACUUACUACAUCUGAUUUCCAGUUGCGGUUAACUGUCUGGUCAUUGGUUAACACAGCAUGCGUGCAUGUCCAAUGGCCAAAGCAUGCUUCAAAGGGGGUCUCUUUCACCAAGGAUGGAAAAUUUGCUGCUAUUUGCACUAGGCGUGACUGCAAGGAUUAUGUUAAUCUGCUCUCUUGCCACUCAUGGGAGAUAAUGGGUGUUUUUGCCGUAGAUACAUUAGAUUUGGCUGAUACUGAAUGGUCACCAGAUGAUAGUGCUAUAGUGAUCUGGGAUUCUCCUCUUGAAUAUAAGGUUCUGAUUUACUCUCCAGAUGGGAGGUGUCUAUUUAAGUAUCAAGCUUAUGAAAGCGGACUUGGUGUAAAGAGUGUUUCAUGGUCUCCUUGUGGACAAUAUCUUGCAGUGGGCAGUUAUGACCAGAUGCUACGGGUUUUAAAUCACCUAACUUGGAAAGUAUUUGCUGAAUUCAUUCACCUAUCCACUGUCCGUUCUCCUUGUUGUGCUGCUGUCUUUAAGGAAGUAGACGAGCCAUUGCAACUUGAUAUGUCUGACUUAUGUUUAAAUGAUGAUUUUAUGCAGGGGACUUCUGAAAAUCCCUCUGGACGUAUCCAAGUUAGGUAUGACGUCAUAGAAUUGCCCGUUACCUUACCUUUUCAGAAGCCUCCUGCAGAUAAACCAAAUCCCAAACAAGGAGUUGGUCUCAUGUCUUGGAGCAACGAUAGUCAGUAUAUCUGCACUCGCAAUGACGGCAUGCCUACUAUUCUCUGGAUAUGGGACAUGCGCCAUCUUGAGCUUGCUGCCAUCUUAGUCCAAAAAGAUCCAAUCCGAGCUGCAGCCUGGGACCCUACAUGCACACGCCUCGUAGUGUGCACUGGAAGCCCUCACUUGUACAUGUGGACUCCUUCGGGUGCUUACUGCGUGAAUGUUCCACUGCAGCAGUUUGCCGUAACCGAUCUGAAAUGGAAUUCGGACGGGAGCUGUCUUCUCCUCAAAGACAAGGAGUCAUUCUGUUGUGCUGCUGUGCCUGCACUCUCAGAAUCCAGUGAUUAUAGCUCAGAUGAUUGAAAAUAGGCUUUGUAAACUUAGUUGUAGUCUAGCCAGCUUGGAGAAAUAUGGAAAAAAUGGAAAAUGCAGGAUCCAAAACUGAUUUUGAUUAACCUAGCAGAGGUGAUUCCAUUAGAGCUCUCGUAACAUGACAUGUUGAUAAUGUAAUGAUAUGGCUGACUUAACAGCCAUUGCCAGGUGGUUGUUUUUAAGCUAAUGUUUCUUAAUGAUUUUGUACA
Messenger RNA from Diospyros lotus (date-plum), 1887 nucleotides. RefSeq lists its product as uncharacterized. Gene Ontology annotation, biological process: protein localization to mitotic spindle pole body; microtubule anchoring at mitotic spindle pole body; mitotic sister chromatid segregation. Gene Ontology annotation, molecular function: protein binding. The record is from RefSeq and is a predicted model, not a curated record. Gene Ontology annotation, cellular component: microtubule organizing center; mitotic spindle; MWP complex. The transcript is spliced from 6 exons. Lineage: Eukaryota; Viridiplantae; Streptophyta; Magnoliopsida; Ericales; Ebenaceae. The coding region runs from base 293 to 1669 and encodes 458 amino acids.